AUGAGCUCUAGAUCGCAGUUCGACUCCCCCGGUUCUCUUUUUACAAAAUCUGGAAACAUCAAUCCCAAUGACAGCAUCUUCGGGUCCUCGAUCGCAUCCUUCGAUUAUCCAGCACCACGGGGAAGGAAAGCAGCGCCAGCCAAGUCCUUUGCGCCCUCUCAAUCUCUGUUCAGUGUGACAAAUGAUAGUCGGUUCGGCGAAUCGACCAAUUUUGAGCCGUCAAAUAGUUUCACCUCGUCGCAAAUGGAAGAAGAUGUCGAGGGUGAGGAGGCCGUUCUAGAGGAACAAGAAGUGGAUGGCGAUAUGGAUGUAGGCGAUACAACUGGAGAUGGCAACCGCUUGAGCUUCUUAGACUCCCAGUUUGGAAAGCCCGCUUUUCCACAGGCCUCCUCGCAAGGUCAACGAAAACCGAUAUAUACAAAUCCAAGCAAUGCGAAGCGGCCUAAGCUCGAUGAAAAAUGGGCAACUCAGUCACCUCUACGCAAAACGAAACUAUCCCCUAAGAAGGACUCUCCAAUGCCAUCAAUUAUGCGAAACUUCACGUCAAGAUCACGUAUCGCACCGGUUGAAGAGCCGAGCCAAGUCAUUAUCAAUACGGAGGAUGAAAUAUGUCGCUUGUACGACGAAGUGCGGAAGGCUGAAUACCAAGACGUGGAUUUCCAGGUCACGUUGUCAGAGGUCUGUAGCCAACUCACGGAAGAUUGGGAAUUAUAUGCAGAGUAUGAGGGCGUGUCCCGGGUCUCUAGUACACAAGUGGGCCCCGGGGACCAUGCUCCUGGCGUGAUAAAAGCAAGCUUCCUGGGUUCUUUGUUGCUACAGCUUCACCACCCCCCUCUUUCAAGUGAGAGGUCAGGAGGUUUCCCAAACCCCUUAGGCUUUGCGGCACCGCAAAGUCUUGUGCUUGCCGGCUCGAGAACUAGUGCGCCUAUCCCUAUACCGAAGCUGCUCCUUGAUUGGCUUAAUAAAAAUUAUCCUCAGACGGCCGAAUUGCGAUCAUUGAAAGAUGUGGAGCCAAAUCCUACUGCGUCUUCAAACUUUUGGGAGAUUCUCAAGGCCGCUGUAUUGCGCGGUCAUAUUCCUGAAGCUGCAGACAUCUUGCGAGUUGCAGAUUUUAAUUACGCUAGGUCUGCACUGGAGGACGGCUUGCCACAAACGGGUUAUCGUGGGGCACAGUUACAGAAUAUUCAGAAGUGCGUCAAUAGAGCCCUACAGAUCCUAGACUCGUGCCCUGGCACUCAGCACGGCGAUUGGGACGUUAGGGGAACCGAGUGGGGCAUGUACAGGAGACGUGUGCUUGCUGCGGUGACAGACCUUGAGGAAUUUGCUGAAGGUGGUGAGCAACAAGAGUCUGAGCCCCCUGUUGUGGGCAAUCGUUUCCAGGCAAUAAAUUUCGGAUUGAAACCCAGCGCUGCGGCGGGUGAAUUUUCCUUUGCGCAGUCCGCACGCAUGGCAGAAAGCCGCGUCCCGUGGACGAUUUACCAAAACCUGAGAUCCCUCUACCGCAUUAUCCUCGGCGAUACGAGUGCUAUCAUGAAUCUUGCACAGGACUGGGUUGAGGCGACUGUCAGCUUGACCGUUUGGUGGGACGGGGAAGAUGAUGAGAGUUCAGCGCAAAGCAACGGACUUGGUGCCAGCACUAGCAUUCACUUUCUCCGUCCUCGAGUAUCGAAACCGCAGCAUUCCAGCAGCAAUUCUGAGGAUGCUUAUCUGCGUCGCCUUGAUCUGGCCUUUAAUAGUGCGACAAAUGCAGAAUCAGAUGAAGGCGGUUUCCGGGUUAACUCUCUCAGCAGCAUCGAAGUUGGACUGGCCUCCGUCUUUGAAGGGAACGUUGAUGGUGUGUUAGAAUUGCUUCAGACGUGGUCACUUUGCGUUGCGUCUGCUGUAGCUGAAGUUGCGUCUGCCGGUGGCUGGCUAGAGACGGCAACCGGGGCAAAGCCGCUAACAGGCCUGAGCGAGAAUGACUUGAUAGUUCUCUCCUAUGGUCAAGAUAGGAAAUCGCAGAAGGGCAGUAUUAGCAAGGACAGCAUUCUAAGCAGCUAUGCAUCUGGGUUAUUUGAGCGCGGAAGCAUUGAAAAUGGUGUCCGACAGGGCUGGGAAUUGGCACUCGAGGUUCUAAGCCGCUUAAAUGACCAUGAGAAGAUGCAGAAGAGCGUGUCAGAGCUAUUAGAUAAGUUGCCGCUUGACACCGCGGAGCAGAUGGACAGGGCCGUGUUGCUAUGCUCUGAACUCGGUCUAGAGAAGGAAGGGAAACGAGUCUCUGAGCGUUUUGGCGAUCUUACGGUAUCCAAGACCGAAGAAUAUGGACUUGCUUUAAUCUGCUAUGCUCGGGCCCACAACCGACGAAAGGUCAAGUCCGUGGUUGAUCUCCUUAUCUCUUACAGUCUCGUCCAAUCACGCGCGUAUCCUGCACAUGCAAACCUUGAUGAACAGCUCUACUCUUUGAUCAGAGAACCUAAGGCAUGCCUCUCGGCCGUUGCUGGGGUUGAUGAGGAAGCUGCCGGUAUUCUUCAAUUUUACUUCAGUGGUUAUGCGACUCUACGACGAUACUAUGAGACUCGUGAUGAGACUGUUGGUCUCGAAGAGGGGCAAAAGCCACGGUUCAAACCUUUAGCCAGACGGCGAGCGGCAGCCCAAGCUUUGGUUGCGGUCAUCAGCAGUGCUGCAGAUAGUAUUUACGGUGGCCUUUACGACCCUGAUCGAGAUUCUGCAGUGCAAGUCGAUGGCUUAUUAGCGCUUCUAGGAGAGGCGCUGCCGUUUGUCGAACAAUCUACACCCACUCUUUCCGUAUCUCAACAAUCCGCUAUUCUGUCCGCCAUUGAGGAUCUUGAGACAGUUACACCCCGCGUCUAUGCUCAGUGUGAGGAGUGUUUCCGCUCUACACUCAUCGAAUACCACUCCUCCAAGCGCCCAGGCGCUGAUUCGGCAUCUAAUGACUCUUCUGUUCUCCCACCAUCUCCUCGCGCACUUCUGAAAAAGUCCGUCUCUUCGCUGACAGCUUCGAGCACCUUCUCGUUCAUCGGUAGUGAUAUGAUCGAGUCCGCACGGAACCGGUCCGGAUCCGGAUCUGCUGGCAGCUCUGGCGUGUUGGUGCCUCGUUCCGGUGGUGAUGCUCCCUCGGCGUAUCAUGAGCGAGGCUGGGACUGGCGUGCUGGUCUGCCGGAGGACGCCAAGGGAGAGGAUAUUCUCCGGAUGUUGCGGUUGGGGCUUGCAAGGGGGCUGAGUUUUGGAGCUCUUGGGUCGGUCUAA
Molecule: messenger RNA, 3246 nt
Organism: Aspergillus bombycis
Lineage: Eukaryota; Fungi; Ascomycota; Eurotiomycetes; Eurotiales; Aspergillaceae
Product: putative nuclear pore complex subunit Nup85
Exons: 3
Coding region: 1-3246 (1081 amino acids)
Biological process (GO): positive regulation of DNA-templated transcription; mRNA export from nucleus; protein import into nucleus
Cellular component (GO): nuclear pore outer ring
Molecular function (GO): structural constituent of nuclear pore
Source: RefSeq, a predicted model, not a curated record